AUGGAGAACAACACCAAGGUGAAUGAGUUUAGACUCUUGGGACUGACUGACAACCCAGAACUGCAAAUCUUUCUCUUCAUAACAUUUACUCUCAUUUAUCUCACCACUCUCAUUGGAAAUCUUGGGAUGAUCAUGUUGAAUAUUUUUCUCAGUAACCUCUCUCUGGUAGACUGUGUUUACUCCUCAGCUGUUACUCCCAAGGUGAUGGCUGUGUUUCUAACAGGGGAUAAAAUCAUCUCCUAUGGUGGAUGUGCUGCUCAGAUGUUCUUCUUUGUGGGUUUUGCCAGCGUAGACUGUUUCCUGCUAGCUGUCAUGGCUUAUGAUCGGCAUGCAGCGGUAUGUAAGCCCUUACAUUAUACCACCACUGUGACCACCAGCUUGUGUGCUCAAAUGGCAGUAGGCUGCUAUGUCUGGGGUUUUAUUGAAUCUGCCAUCCACACUGGAUUCACCUUCAGCCUCUCCUUCUGCCAUUCCAAUGUGGUCCAUCACUUUUUCUGUGAUAUCCCUCCAAUCCUGGCUCUUUCCUGCUCUGAUAUCUACACAAAUGAGAUUGUGCUCUUUAUCUUAGCAGCUUUCAAUGUCUGUUUUGCCCUGAUAGUAAUCUUGACCUCCUAUCUGUUAAUAUUCAUUGCCAUCCUGAGGAUGUGCUCAGCCGAGGGACGGAAGAAAGCCUUCUCCACCUGUGCCUCACACCUCACUGCAGUCACCCUCUUCUAUGGAGCUGUCACGUUCAUGUACUUACAACCCAGUUCUAGUCAUUCUAUGGACAAUGACCAAAUGGCAUCUGUGUUCUAUACAAUAAUAGUCCCCAUGUUGAACCCUAUUGUCUACAGUCUAAGGAAUAAAGAGGUAAAUAAUGCUUUCAGGAAAGUCACUAAGAAAAUGAAGAUUCUGUUCAACCCAUAG
Molecule: messenger RNA, 906 nt
Organism: Herpailurus yagouaroundi (jaguarundi)
Lineage: Eukaryota; Metazoa; Chordata; Mammalia; Carnivora; Felidae
Product: olfactory receptor 5B12-like
Biological process (GO): G protein-coupled receptor signaling pathway
Cellular component (GO): membrane
Molecular function (GO): olfactory receptor activity; G protein-coupled receptor activity
Source: RefSeq, a predicted model, not a curated record